AUGGGUCUUAAACUAAUAGGAAUGGUCUUGGUGGGUUCUUUACUCGUAAUUGUAUCAGCUCUUGUACUUGGGGAUCUUGCUUGUUGUUUGCAGAAAAGAAUAUAUGCACAGAAAUUCCGUGCUGCAGUUUUUACAUUUAAGAAUAAGCUAUGGUCAUUAUUGGAAAUGGUUGGCGCCAAGGUUGUUUCUAUUGAAGGAUAUUGUUCAAAUAACCAAAGUAUUGUGAUUCUUUCAGUUUUUACUCUGAAUGCAGAAGUGGUUGUUAAGAGGCAAACUUACACUUGGGUGAUUUCAGCUACAGCUAGGGUCAUGGGGUUGGAAGAUGAAGAAGAUAAGAGGGUGGUGCUUGUAAUCCCUCCUGGAUUGGCAGACAAGUUUGUGUCCUCCCGUAACCUUAGUUCUCUAUCUAGAGUAAAGGAGAAGGAUUUGAUUUGUGCUGCUUUUUCUGCACACUUGGAUCCUUCUGUCAUGGUAGCAGCACCUGUUGUUGUCUCAUCUUCGUGUUCCACGGAUGAGACAGUGGUAGCAGAUUCUGAUGUAGAAGCAGAAACAGCCAUAUCAGUUGACAUGUCUGCUGCUGUCAAUGCAACAGAAUCCACUAUACAGGAGACUAAAGAGAAAUUCUCUACAAAUCAUUUCAAUACAACAGAAUCCACUAUACAGGAGACAAAAGAGAAAUUCUCUACAGAUCAUGCUGCUACCAGAUUGGAGAGUGACAUUACUUGCCCCAGUGACAGAGAUAAUACUAUAACAGCAAGAAGAGACCAGGUUGAUGAGCCUGAAAGUGGAAAUCCAGAUAUAAUAUAUAGCCAAAAUUUAAUUGUUAGAGAUACUAACUUACCAGCUUCAGUCUAUUAUUCACCAGACAAUGGACUUCCAAAUUUUAAAUGCUUCAGAAAGUCAAGGACUCCAUCGGGAAAUAGCUUCGACAAUCUUAUUCCAUUUUCAAAAUACCCAUAUAAAGAUUCUGACUAUGGAAGUGAGGAAGUAGUCGAGUCUGUCAAAGAAGAAAAAAAGAGAAAACAAAUGGAGGCUAUUUCAGAGGACUUAUUCAACAAUGUGAAGGGGCGGGGGCGUGAAGUUGCAGGUUCCCGCCGUGGACUUUUUGCCCGUAGUUGACAGAGGGACUUCGGCAAGACUUUGCAUGAAGGAAUUAGUUAUUAGAACACAAGUGUUUUUGGAGGAGGGAGGCGUAUCGCAAACGACUCUUGUAGGGUUUUGCUUCAAGCAAUACUGGCUUUUUGUAGGUCUAGAUAAAUCCAGAUUGCAUCCAAUGUUGGGUAGUUUGUGCUUUCGGUUUAGUUUUGAUAUUCUUGGAGACUACAUUGUUGUAAGUAAUAUAUAUGUAUCUUGAUAAUCCUUAUUAGAAGGUCAGGAGUUUCAAGUUUUAUGCAGACGUUUGAAGAUUCUGAAAUUGAUUUUGGCUUGGAAGAAGCAAGCAUUUUAGAGAAAGCAUUUGUAGUGGACAUCAGUUCUGUAUAAUGCUUCAGCUUUCAGGUGCCCAAACAACCACAGGUAUGUCUCUCAAAACAUGUAUAUUAUGGAGGGGUUUCGAAUGGCUUCUACUGUAGUCUGGUUUGGGAUUCGUUGAUCUCAUGGAAAACCCGGGGAAACAUCAAAUGGGUUUUUUUUUUUUUUUUUUUUCUUGUUUUUUUUAAAGGAACUCACGGAAAAGCCUAGGGAACGUCUCACCAAUGAACAAAUUUUGCUACUUUUGCAUGUUUCGAUAAUCAAAUUGAUUUGUUGCCUCAAA
This is a messenger RNA of Camellia sinensis, 1753 nucleotides long. Lineage: Eukaryota; Viridiplantae; Streptophyta; Magnoliopsida; Ericales; Theaceae. The record is from RefSeq and is a predicted model, not a curated record.